AUGCCCAGACAACCAAACUACUAUAGAGUUCUCGGUGUUUCCUCAGAUGCGACGCAGAGGGAAAUUCGCAUCGCCUAUAAACGAGAGUCACUAAAAUCACACCCCGAUCGAGUACCGGCCGACUCGCCUGAACGGCCCGCGCGAACACGCAAAUUCCAGGAGAUCAAUGAUGCCUAUUACACCCUUUCUGAUGAGUCACGGCGGCGACAGUACGACGCAUCGCGGGGCGCUGAAGAUGGUGUAGACGAAGAGGACGAAGUGCCUAGCGGUAACGGAGGGUUUUCAUGGUCAAAUUUCGGGUUCAGCUCAGCGGACCGCGAACAGCAAGCUUCCGAUCAGUUCGGGUCGGUGUUUGAGGAGAUGCUACGCGAAGAAGGACUUGCCAGCGAUGAAGAUGGCGGCACUCGGCCUACCUCACGAUUCUGGUCGGUGGUGGGUGGACUCAGCGGCGGAGCGCUUGGGUUCAUUGUGGCCAACGCUCCCGGUGCACUCGCUGGUGCCGUUGCCGGAAAUCGCCUCGGCGCCGUCCGCGAUGCAAAGGGAAAGAGCGUCUAUGCCGUUUUUCUGGACCUUCCACAGAGCGACCGUGCUCGACUACUGAGUCAACUGGCGGCCAAAGUCUUCCAGACAACCAUGGGGCGUUAG
This is a messenger RNA of Aspergillus melleus, 645 nucleotides long. RefSeq names its product putative DnaJ chaperone (Caj1). The record is from RefSeq and is a predicted model, not a curated record. The transcript is spliced from 4 exons. Lineage: Eukaryota; Fungi; Ascomycota; Eurotiomycetes; Eurotiales; Aspergillaceae. The coding region runs from base 1 to 645 and encodes 214 amino acids.